GUGUGUAUGUGUGUGUGUGUGCGGACUCCGCUUCGGGGGGACAAGGUGAGGACAACAGCUCGAGUUUUUUGGGAGCCAGUGUGUGUAGAGAUCCAGACGAGGACAAGUCGAAGAGCACCGGUGCCGCUGCGUCGCGCGUCCUGGACCCGAUAUCCCGAGGGCUCUGGUGAGACCAGUGGAUGUGAUUCCCCGCAGAGGGAACAUUGAAAGAACACCAUGGCCUUAGCGGGUUGCCCUGACUACUUCCUAUGCCACCCCAACUACCAGGAAACCAUGGACCGGGCUUCCUCUCACAGGCCUGAAGAGCUAAUUGUCCCGGGUUUUCAGCGCUCGGCCAAUCAAAACUCUCCACAUCACCAUGACGAUGAUGUGGAUCUGGAGCAGCUGGUGAAUGAGAUGAACUCCUCCAUGGAGAGUGUGUACUCGACGCAGGCCGACACGGCACUGCUCCUGCACAAUGGCCACAUGCACGGUGGCCACCACCACCAUCACCACCCUCACGUUCACACUGCCCACCCCGCGCGUGGCCAGGCCCACCAGCGCCCUGCCCCACCCCUGCAGCCCUCUUCCCCGUCCAGGGAGCGGCUGCGGCGCUCUCAGCCCAUGCACAUCCAGGCUGUCAGGCGUUUGCAGGAAGAGCAGCAUUUGCGCCCGUCCUCCAUGCCUGCCAUCCCCAACCCUUUCCCUGAGCUCUGCAGCCCAGCGGGCUCCCCCAUCCUCAGCCCCAUCCAGACCUCCGACAACCACAUAGUGAAGGUGUGGAGCGAGGAUGGGGCCGGGAAAGUGGUGGAGAUCCCGGCCGACAUGACGGCCCGAGACGUCUGCCAGCUCCUGGUCUACAAGAGCCACUGUCUGGACGACAACUGCUGGACGCUGGUGGAGCACCACCCCAUCCUCGGCCUCGAGCGGUGUCUGGAGGACCAUGAGCUGGUGGUUCAGGUCCAGGCCUCCAUGAGCAGUGACAGUAAAUUCCUCUUCAGGAAGAACUAUGCCAAAUAUGAAUUCUUCAGGAACCCCCUGAAUUUCUUUCCAGAGCAGAUGGUGGCUUGGUGUCAGGAGUCUGAUGGCUCAAUCCCACAGUCACAGCUCUUGCAGAACUUCCUAAACUCCAGCAGCUGUCCAGAGAUCCAAGGCUAUCUGUACGUGAAGGAGCCUGGACGCAAAUCCUGGAAGAAGCUCUACAUGUUCCUGCGGCGCUCUGGCCUCUACUACUCCACUAAAGGAACGUCCAAGGAGCCCAGACAUCUGCAGCUGCUGGCAGAUCUGGAGGACAGUAACGUCUUCACCAUCAUUACCGGCAAGAAACUCCACAACGCCCCGACAGAUUACCAGUUCUGCAUCAAGCCCAGUAAAGUGAGGAGUGACUGUAAGGAGCUGAAGAUGCUGUGUGCUGAGGACGAGCAGAGCAGGACCUGCUGGAUGACUGCCUUCAGACUGCUAAAGUACGGGAUUUUACUGUAUCAGAACUACAAUGUUCCCCAGCAGCAGAAGUCUAACCUCUCGCAUUUCUCUGCGCCUGUGCGGAGUGUGUCUGAAAACUCCCUGGUGGCCAUGGACUUUUCUGGACGGACCGGCCGCGUCAUCGAGAACCCCGUCGAGGCCCAGAGCGCCGCCCUGGAGGAGGGACAGACUUGGAGGAAACGGAGCCAGCGUAUGAAUGUCCUGGGCAGUCCCAGCCCCCUGCACCCACCCUCUCUCAGCACAGUAAUCCACAGGACACAGCUCUGGUUUCAUGGUCGCAUCAUGAGAGAGGAAGCUCACAAAAUGAUCAUCCAGCAAGGCCAAGUAGACGGGUUGUUCCUGUUGCGGGACAGUCAGAGCAACCCCAAGGCGUUCGUCCUCACCAUGUGCCACCACCAGAAGAUCAAGCACUUCCAGAUCCUACCGUGUGAGGAAGACGGUCAGGUGUUCUUCAGCCUCGACGACGGCAGCACAAAGUUCACUGACCUGAUCCACCUCGUGGAGUUUUACCAGCUCAACAGAGGAGUGCUGCCCUGCAAGCUCAAACACCCCUGCACCGCCGUGGCCUUGUGACCCCGUCCCACCAGCCGGUCUCGCAGCCCUCACUCGGACAACCCGCCCCUGAAAUGCUCUCCCCCUGCCCCACAUGUGGCCCUCCCUCACCAUCACAAAGAGGUUGAGGGCGAGAUUCAAGGUGAAGUCAAGUUGUGUGGAUGUGAAGAACUCAGCAGAGGUGGGCUUCGGGCUUCGCUCCGCCCUACCGCUGUCCCAUGUGGACCCAGCAGUUGCCAAACUCCUGCGUUGUUUUGUCGUGGAAAUUUGGUUGUUUUGUCGUUGAAGUUCGGCGUGCAAGAACAUCGUGAAAAGACAGACUGCUGAGAUCUGGUAAGCCGGAGGGCUGCGGGUCCCCUGGGUGGAUCCCUCCCUCACGUAGUCCUUCCCCAAACCUGACCUCGUAUCCCCGCCGGCCUGAUAAGCUGUAGUGUCCCCCAGCCCUCUUGCACCAAAGCUGGUGGAGAUGGGCCGGGGAGCGCCACCCCUCUGACUUCUGACUCAUCGAUCAUCAGGGAUGGACGGGAACCUCUCUGGGUCUCAUCUGGUUCAAACGGAUCCAGGAGUUUUCUCAACCUGUGCAGUCCAGUCUGGAUAAGCUGACAACCUGUUCACCCUAAGCGGACUUGACGUGGCCUCAGUGAUCGCUACCGUGUCCUAUCCCACAACUCCACAGUCCCCUCCCCACUGCACACACACAUACACACACACACACACACACUGCAAAAACUCAAAAUCUUACCAAGAUUAUUUGUCUUAUUUCAAGUAAAAAUGUCUUAUUCCUAGUCAAAAUAUCUC
Myripristis murdjan (pinecone soldierfish) is the source of this 2811-nucleotide messenger RNA. RefSeq names its product growth factor receptor-bound protein 10-like. Gene Ontology annotation, biological process: insulin receptor signaling pathway; negative regulation of insulin receptor signaling pathway; negative regulation of Wnt signaling pathway. The record is from RefSeq and is a predicted model, not a curated record. The coding region runs from base 217 to 2034 and encodes 605 amino acids. Lineage: Eukaryota; Metazoa; Chordata; Actinopteri; Holocentriformes; Holocentridae. The transcript is spliced from 17 exons. Gene Ontology annotation, molecular function: insulin receptor binding.